AUGGCGUGGUAGUGUCAAAACAAAUGAAAUUUCUGUGAAUCCUCCGUCAUCGGUCGAAUGCAUUUUGACAUUAUGAUCGUAAUUUUGUUAAUUAAAUUGUUUUUCUAUUUCCCUUUUAUAUGGGCUACUACACAUUGGGUUGUUACACAGGAUGGGCGAAUUACACCUCAGAUGGAUUCUGUAUAUCAACUGGACAAAUCCCAUGAUUUAAUGGCUCUGCUAGCACAAGAAGGUCGAACAGUCAGGGCAGAACUUUUGCGUGAGGAGCUUUUCCAGAAGAAAGUUGAGUUUGAGCACCGUGAAGAUAAGGAUAGUGGAGCACUUAUUGAAGAAAAGCUCUAUGCAACAGACCCAGAUUGCUUGAAAGUUGGGAGGAAAGUCACUUCAAUGGCUAUUUUUGAGUCAACCCACUGUGAUUUUGAACUCUAUGGUGUUGACAUUGGUCAUGGAAUGAUGCCAGUAGAGACCGGAGAUUUGGAACCAGACUGUUCUCAGCCCCCAUUGGACUUUUCCAUGCGAACAUUUGAACACUUGGUCGGAUUACAAAAUCGAAUUGACUUGACAAUGGAGCCGGAAACUAAUUUGGAGAAACUCACUCCAGCUAAUAUGGAUCUCAAAUCUUUUGCUAAUUGGGUCGCCUUUAAUUUAGAAAAGAAUGCCACAUCGUGGGUAUCGUUUAAUCUCGCCACUCUGUAUUACCGGAUCAUCGGAAAUGCAGCUCAAGCGCUUGAAUGUUGUCGAAGAGCGCUCCAGUUUAGCCCGAGGGAGAUGCAAACCAUUGCUUUGGUCAAUAUGGGUAACAUUUUGACGCACAGUCAUCAACAAGAAGACGGAAUUAUCGUGCUCCAUGCAGCGGUCGAUCACACUCCCAGUGAUCCAAUAGCACACUAUACUCUUGCCAAUAGUUAUGCCCUCAUCGGUGAUUUAAAUAGGUCCGUUCUUUGCUACGAAAAUGUUUUGAAACUGAAACCAGAUCUCAAAAUGGCUGUCCGAAAAAUGCACGGGAUUCAAUGUUUGUCUAAAUUGGAAAAGGCCCUAGAAACUCAACAUAGUGUUUUACAGCACACAUUAACGGAACUGAAGGAACAACAACGCAAGUUUGAAGAGUGGAAUCAGCUGCAGGAAAAGAUUGUUAGCGCCCAGGCCACAGUUGGGCAGCGACUUCGUAGCCAAUUAGAAUAUCAAGAAUUUCGUUUCCGCACCACUAAAUCCCCUCCACCCGUGCACGAUUGCGAGCAAUAUGAAGAAGAUGGAUUCAUGUUUUUUCAAUGCAAUAUUAAAACGGACAUGUCUACUUUGGAGACUUGGGGCUCAGCAAUGAUGGACUUGCGAAAUCGCCUGGUUGAUUUUCAGACGCAAACAGACAAGAUUGUCGAUCUGCUGAGUUUACGUAGCAUAACCAACCAGUCAUCACUUACAAGCGAAUUGAGCCCAUCUUUAGGUGGUAGUGGAUCGACAAUCUCUCCUUCCGCUGGAUCACAAAGAUCGGUUUCUCUCCAGCUCGAUCGAAUUGAUUUAGAUGAAGUCGAUACGAUACCUCGCCCACUUACAGAAUCCGAGUUGCAACGUUGCCCGUCUCUCAGUCUGCCUAAAAUUGACCAAAUGCCAACCAUUCUUCUUCUACCGGAAUCAACUGGAUUAGAUGUUGUAAGUUUGCUUAACGACCGGAUUGGUCUCCGCAUUGAUGAAGAUCAUCCUUUACCAUGGUAUCCACCAAUCUGUGAGAAAUAUCCCCUUAAAUUGUUACCCUAUGACGAGAUGGUGUCGAUCAAAUCUCGCAAUGAGCACAAAAAGCGACUAAGAGAUGUAACAAUUCAACGCCACCUUCUUAGUUAUGCUAGAAGUGAUGUGGAUCAGAUGAUCAUCAAAGAUGGUGAUGACGACAUCCAGUCGACAGCUGCUCUGGCACAAGUGGGACAACGCAUUCUUACAGCACUGCGGAAUAAAAUUGGCCCGUCAUGGCUUCUUCAUACGUUGGCAGCGCUUUAUUGGCGUGGUCACGGAAGAGCAUCUAACGGAAUCGAAUGUUUCCGUCAAGCUCUCAGUUCCGUACCGGAUCAACACCGCCAUAUCCCGCUUACCAAUUUAGCCGCUCUUUUGUUAAAAAUGGGCCAGGUUAACGAUGCUUUAUCCUUGGCAUCGGUUGCUCACCAAAUAAAUAAUCGGGAGCCGAAGACCAAUUUUUUACUAGGCCUACUUCACCUUCAUUUCAACAAUCAUUCGUUAGCUGUUAGACAUUUCGAUCGUGCCAUCAAAAUUGAUCACGAUUCCGCAUCAGAAAUGGAGCACUACAAAUUAAUGGCCGCCUGUCAUGCGGUCGAGAAAGAGACCGCCCAGCAUCUUCAAUGCCAAGGAGAUUUAGGAUCAGACACAACUUAUCGAACAGUUUUGCGCUGUAGCAAGGCAGAAGAGAGUGACGAAUCAGAGAGCAAUUGCGAAGCGGAAGUCCAGGGCCAUACGUCCAAUCCAUCCAGUUUGGAAGUUGCCGCCAUAGCAGACACAGACGAUGAAUACUUGGUUGACUCGCUAGUCAACGAACAAAAAUUCAUCAACUUUGAACUCUUGCAGGAAGAAUCUCUACCUGAGGGACUGCUUCGAAUGGGCAAAGUACUCCCACCAUUGCCCCUAACCCUACAGCAAUGUCAGGGGCAUCGUAUCCGGCUUCGUUCGCAGUUCACUUCCACCUGGCUAAGCGUCGCGGCUAAAAACAUCGAUUUCAAAAGCAUGUUGCCUAAAACUGUGCCCUCCAAAGCCUUUGUGGAGCCAGUUUGUAAUGCCUCGUUCCCUGUCACCAUGGCGACGUUCGAUCAUCUCACUGGCGUCCGGCACCGUGAUAAAAUUGACUACCGCGCUGAAAGUGCCUUGGAGGAAGCCCUGAAUGCCCUGAUAUUCGACAAGGAAAGAAUCGAUUCGGAUGAAGUGGCGCGUUACUUGACCUACGCUUUAAAGAAUAAUGCAACAUCUUGGGUAUUGACGACAGCCGCAUCUCUUUACUGGCGCGUUAAAGGCAAUGUGAAAAAUGCCAUUGAUUGUCUUCGCAUCGCUCUGCAUUACGCACCCUACGAUUUUAAAGAUAUCCCUUUAACCAGUUUAGCGAACAUUCUACACAGGGCCGGCUUACACAAUGACGCCUUAGUCGCGGCGUACAUGGCUUUGGAGAUCUCGCCGACUUUUGUAGUUAUUCACUUUACAGCAGCCAACAUUCACGUGGCUCGGGGGGAUGUUGCCAGAGCACUUUCAUUUUACCAGUCAACAUUGGCUCUGCAACCUAGUUUCGAGCCGGCCCGGCAGCAGCUCAUCGAACUCCAAUGCAAACAGCUCUUACUGGAACAGCAUUCCGUAGUCUGAGCAGCAUCAGACGCCGCAGAGUAUCGACAUUUUUCGAGUCUAC
This is a messenger RNA of Daphnia pulex (common water flea), 3391 nucleotides long. Its product is annotated as tetratricopeptide repeat protein 17-like. Gene Ontology annotation, molecular function: protein binding. Lineage: Eukaryota; Metazoa; Arthropoda; Branchiopoda; Diplostraca; Daphniidae. The coding region runs from base 58 to 3348 and encodes 1096 amino acids. The record is from RefSeq and is a predicted model, not a curated record. Gene Ontology annotation, biological process: actin filament polymerization. Gene Ontology annotation, cellular component: cytoplasm; actin cytoskeleton. The transcript has 14 exons.